Messenger RNA from Anguilla rostrata (American eel), 3264 nucleotides. RefSeq names its product transcription elongation regulator 1-like. The record is from RefSeq and is a predicted model, not a curated record. The transcript is spliced from 21 exons. The coding region runs from base 106 to 3195 and encodes 1029 amino acids. Gene Ontology annotation, cellular component: nucleus. Lineage: Eukaryota; Metazoa; Chordata; Actinopteri; Anguilliformes; Anguillidae. Gene Ontology annotation, molecular function: transcription coregulator activity; RNA polymerase binding.
UAGAAAGUCAGACUGACGUGCCGUUUCUCUAAUAACACCAUUCAGAAUCGUGACGCAAAAAGGUUUACCGGAAGGUCAGGCCCAGACUUCCUGUGUUUUCUUGUAAUGGCGGAGCACGUAGAGGGAGACGGUAUUGGAUUCGGCGACAACAGGAUGACGGACCAGCAGGCCUUGCGUUUCCGUGUCCCCUCCCCUGCCCCCGGCCCCGCCCCCAGCCCCACCCCUGCUGCCGUGAUGCGUGGGCCCCCCCCUCUAAUGAGGCCCCCUCCUCCCCCGUUCGCCAUGAUGAGGGGUCCCCCGCCACGCCCACCGUUCGGCCGGCCGCCCUUCGAUUCCAGCAUGCCGCCCAUGCCCCCCCCGGGGGGCAUACCCCCCCCUCUCGGACCCCCGCACCUGCAGAGGCCUCCAUUCAUGCCCCCCCCGAUGGGCAGCAUGCCUCCACCCCCCGGCAUGAUGUUCCCCCCCGGAAUGCCUCCAGUGCCCGCCCCCGGCACCCCCACCCUCCCGCCCAACGAGGACCUCUGGGUGGAGAACAAGGCGCCCGAAGGAAAGGUGUACUACUACAACGCCCGCACGCGGGAGUCGGCCUGGAGCAAGCCGGAGGGUGUGAAGAUCAUCCAGCAGGCCGAAAUUAACCCCCUCAUGGUCACCCAAUCGGCUGCUGCCACCUCAUCUGCCAGCCUACCAGUGGCCAGCAUUGUGUCAAGCCCCAUUCCCACACAGGCUCCCACUCCUGGCCCCGGCCCCGGUCUCUCCCCCAGCACCACCACUUCCCAGGCCCUGUCCCAUCCCAUCUCCACCCCCGCAGCGGUGGAGAUGGCUGCCAUGGUAACCGCCCCCUCCAGCGCCGCGGUGACCCCGGUGCCGACCGUCAGCAUCCCCACGGUAACGGCCACGGCAACGACGGUGCACACGCUGCCGCAGACGCUCCCCCAGAGCCUCCCCGCCGGGCUGCCGCACCCCAUGCCGCAGGCCACGCCCUCCCUCCCCGCCUUCCCGCCCGUCAUGGUGCCGCCGUUCCGCGUGCCUUUACCUGGGAUGCCCAUUCCCCUGCCAGGUGUAGCAAUGAUGCAGCUAGUCAGCUGUCCCUAUAUAAAGACACUCGCUCCCAACAAGAACGGUUUACUCCCCGGGAUGGCCCCUCCCUUAGUUCCCAUGAUGCACCACCCUCAGAUGGCGAUGGCGGCGGCCCCGGCGGCGCUCUCAGGGCUGUCACUCACAGAGUGGUCCGAGUACAAGACGGCCGACGGGAAGGCGUACUUCUACAACACGCGCACGCAGGAGUCCACCUGGGACCGGCCCCAGCAGCUCCGCGAGAGAGAUAAGGAGGUGGAGAAGGCCAAGGAGCUGACUCUCUCCGAGGAGGAGGAUCUGAUGGACAUGGAGGAGGCGGAGCCCAAGGUGGAGCCUCCUAAGGAGGUGCGAGAGGAGCCCAAGGAGGAGGAGAUGACGGAGGAGGAGAGGGCGGCCCAGAAGGCCAAACCCGUGGCCACCACCCCCAUCCCCGGCACCCCCUGGUGUGUGGUGUGGACCGGGGAUGACCGCGUGUUCUUCUACAACCCCACCACCCGGCUCUCCAUGUGGGACCGUCCCGAGGAGCUGGUGGGCCGGGCCGACGUGGACAAGAGCAUCCAGGAGCCCCCCCACAAGAAGGGCUUGGAGGAGACGCGCAAGCUGGGUGAGCCCCCCCACCCUCUGCGGGGGCACCCUGGGAUCAGCAAGGACGAACUGGAAGCAGCUGUAGAGGAAGCUCUGGAAGAUGAGCCAAUCAAAGCCAAGAAGAGAAAGAAGGAGGAGGUGCGAGAGGACUCUGAGAAGGAGGCGGCGAUGGAGGUGGAGAUGAAGGCGGCGAGGGAGCGGGCCGUGGUGCCGCUGGAGGCCCGGAUGAAGCAGUUCAGAGACAUGCUGCUGGAGAGAGGGGUCUCGGCCUUCUCCACCUGGGAGAAGGAGCUGCAUAAGAUCGUGUUUGAUCCCCGAUACCUGCUGCUGAACCCCAAGGAGAGGAAGCAGGUGUUUGAGCAGUAUGUGAAGACGCGGGCAGAGGAAGAGAGAAAAGAGAAGAAGAACAAACUGAUGCAGUCGAAGGACGAGUUCAGAAAGAUGAUGGAGGAGGCCAGAAUCGGCGCCAGGAUGACCUUCAGCGAGUUUGCGUCGAAGCAUGGCCGCGACUCGCGCUUCAAGGCCAUCGAGAAGAUGAAGGACCGGGAGGCCAUCUUCAUCGAGUUCAUGACCGCGCUCCGGAAGAAGGAGAAGGACGACUCCAAGAACCGCGGAGAGAAGGUGAAGCUGGAUUUCUUCGAGCUGCUGGCGGACCACCACGUGGACGGGCAGCUGCGCUGGAGCAAGGUGAAGGAGAGGCUGGAGGGAGACCACCGCUACAAGGCUGUGGAAGGUUCCGCUGCCAGGGAGGAGCUCUUCAAGCAGUUUGUGGAGAAACAGGCCAAGAAGCUGGACUCUGAGAAGGAGAAGGAGCUGGAGCGGCAGGCCCGGAUCGAGGCCAGCCUGAGGGAGCGGGAGAGGGAGGUGCAGAAGGCUCGCUCGGAGCAGACCAAGGAGAUCGACCGCGAGAGAGAGCAGCACAAACGCGAGGAGGCCAUCCAGCAUUUCAGAGCCCUAAUGUCCGACAUGGUGCGCUCGUCGGACGCCUCGUGGUCGGACACGCGGAGGAACCUGCGGAAGGACCACCGCUGGGAGACUUCCUCACUGCUGGAGCGCGAGGAGAAGGAGAAGCUCUUCAACGAGCACAUCGAGGCGCUCGCCAAGAAGAAGAAGGAGCACUUCCGCCAGCUGCUGGACGAGACCACCACAAUCACGCUCACAACAUCCUGGAAGGAGGCGAAGAAGGCCAUUAAGGAAGAUCCUCGCUGCAUUAAGUUCUCCAGCAGUGACCGGAAAAAGCAAAGGGAGUUCGAGGACUACAUCAAAGACAAGUACAUCACCGCCAAAGCAGACUUCAGGACGCUUCUAAAAGAGACCAAGUUCAUCACGUACAGGUCCCGGAAGUUGAUGCAGGAGUCGGACCAGCACCUGAGAGACGUGGAGAAGGUUCUGCAGAACGACAAGCGCUACCUGGUGCUGGAGUGUGUUCCAGAGGAGCGCCGCAAGCUCAUCAUGUCCUACAUAGAGGACCUGGACCGCCGCGGGCCGCCCCCCCCACCCACCGCUUCCGAGCCCACCCGCCGCUCAACCAAGUAACAGAACCCGGGUCUCUGCGUCACCGCGGCAACAACAACACGCCACACCCACCCACCCGCCGCUCAAUCA